Molecule: messenger RNA, 1787 nt
Organism: Alligator sinensis (Chinese alligator)
Lineage: Eukaryota; Metazoa; Chordata; Crocodylia; Alligatoridae
Gene: PSMD12
Product: proteasome 26S subunit, non-ATPase 12
Exons: 10
Coding region: 140-1333 (397 amino acids)
Cellular component (GO): nuclear proteasome complex; cytoplasm; proteasome regulatory particle, lid subcomplex
Source: RefSeq, a predicted model, not a curated record
UUGCCAGCCUGUCUAGGUCCACCUGUAUCUGUAGCCUGUCUGUUCUAAUACUGUUUGUUUAUCAUAUUAGGAAGGAAGACUGCAAGAAGUAAUUGAAAACCUACUGUCCUUGGAAAAACAGACGCGAACAGCGUCUGACAUGGUUUCCACGUCUCGUAUCUUAGUUGCUAUAGUGAAAAUGUGUUAUGAAGCUAAAGACUGGGAUGCUCUUAAUGAAAAUAUUAUUCUUCUGUCCAAGAGAAGAAGUCAAUUAAAACAGGCAGUUGCUAAAAUGGUCCAACAGUGCUGUACUUAUGUUGAAGAGAUUACAGACCUACCAAUCAAACUGCGAUUAAUUGACACACUGCGUAUGGUUACAGAAGGAAAGAUAUAUGUGGAAAUUGAGCGUGCUCGUCUAACGAAGACUCUUGCGACGAUAAAAGAACAGAAUGGUGACGUGAAAGAGGCUGCUUCAAUUUUGCAAGAACUACAGGUGGAAACCUAUGGUUCAAUGGAAAAAAAGGAACGGGUGGAAUUUAUCCUGGAGCAGAUGAGACUCUGUUUGGCUGUAAAAGACUACAUUCGGACCCAAAUUAUCAGCAAAAAAAUUAACACCAAAUUUUUCCAAGAAGAAAACACAGAGAAAUUAAAGUUGAAAUACUACAACUUAAUGAUUCAGCUGGAUCAGCACGAAGGUUCCUACCUCUCCAUUUGUAAGCACUACAGAGCCAUUUAUGAUACACCUUGUAUCCAGGCUGAAAGUGAGAAGUGGCAGCAGGCACUGAAGAGUGUUGUUCUGUAUGUUAUUCUUUCACCUUAUGACAAUGAACAGUCUGAUUUGGUGCACAGAAUAAGUAGUGACAAAAAACUAGAAGAAAUCCCUAAGUAUAAGGAUCUUUUGAAAUUAUUUACCACUAUGGAAUUGAUGCGCUGGACCUCCAUAGUUGACGAAUAUGGAAAGGAGUUGAGAGAAGGAUCUCUUGACAGUCCUGCUACCGAUGUGUUUGGUUAUACAGAGGAAGGUGAAAAGAGAUGGAAAGACUUAAAGAACAGAGUUGUGGAGCAUAAUAUUAGAAUAAUGGCAAAAUAUUAUACCAGAAUUACAAUGAAGAGAAUGGCACAGCUCCUGGACCUAUCUGUUGAUGAAUCGGAGGAGUUCCUGUCCAAUCUAGUCGUAAAUAAGACUAUCUUUGCUAAAGUAGACAGGCUGGCAGGAAUUAUCAAUUUCCAGAGGCCAAAGGACCCAAAUAACUUACUCAAUGACUGGUCUCAUAAGCUCAACUCAUUGAUGGCCCUAGUUAACAAAACCACACAUCUCAUUGCCAAAGAGGAGAUGAUACACAACCUUCAGUAAGGUGCCUCAGUAAUGUUAAUGCUUUUAAAGAAGGCAUUCAAACUUGAUAAGAGACUAUUAUUUCAGUGUGUAUAUGUUUUAUUUUCUCCCUCUUUCCCAUUCCUCCCCCUCACCCCUGCCUGCUUCUGCCCUGGGUCUAAGAUUUAGAACGUAAAUAACUCAUAAAACCUUGUUGACAAUUAAGUACCCUGAAUAUUCACUUAAUUGUUUAAACAUUUUUACUACAAUUGGUGAAAGAAUAUAAUAAAACUGUAUUGCCUGUGUAAUCAAAAAUAGUCUUGUGAUUUAUCCCAGUAUUUUUUGGAAAUGUUUAGAUACUUGCCAUCAUCCACAUAACAAAUAUUUCUGCACUUAUUUCUUUACAUGGCCAUUUGUUUUUGCAGUUUUGAGUGGCGAUUAUAUUGUUAAAAAAAGGCAGGUGUUUUACAAAUAAAAUGUACCAGCAUAACUUAAA